AACAUAUUAAACUACAAUGGAAGAAAAAAAGUAAGCCUCAUUAGGAAGAAAUGAAUAUUGCCCUUUAUUUGAAAGUGAAAGUGACACACAAAAAGGAGCAAUUGGGAUAAAGCAAUCGUUAACUCAAAUAUAAAAUCCUUAAGUAUUCCCCAUUUUCAAUUUCACUUCUUCCCCCCAAACUCACUUUUUUUUGUUUACAUCUUUCUCAAGCCAUGGCAGUUGUUUCACUUCUCGUUUCCAUUCUUCUCUGUUCAUCAAUGGCUUUCUUCACCACAAAUGGGGAACAAAUCAUCAUAGUCAACAAUUGUAAUGAAAGCAUAUGGCCGGGAAUUCUUGGUGGAGCGGGGCAGAACACACCAAAAGACGGGGGUUUUCUACUUGGAAGUGGCCAGGAAGUAGUUAUCGACGUACCCGAUAAAUGGUCGGGGAGAAUAUGGGGUAGACAAGGCUGCAACUUUGACUCUAACGGUAAAGGCUCGUGUGACACGGGCGAUUGCGGAGGCCAACUACAUUGUGGAGGAUCUGGGGGUGAGCCACCAGCCACAUUGGUGGAAAUGACGCUAGGAUCAUCCUCAUCGCCCCUGCAUUUCUAUGAUGUGAGUUUGGUGGAUGGGUUUAACUUGCCUGUGUCGAUGAAGCCAGUGGGGGGAGGGAUUGGGUGUGGCGUAGCAUCCUGCGAGGUCGACGUGAACAUUUGCUGCCCCUCAACGCUGGAGGUUAGAAGGGGGAGCAAGGUUGUGGGCUGCAAAAGUGCUUGUUUGGCUAUGCAAUCGGCUAAGUAUUGUUGCACUGGACAAUAUGCAAAUCCAAAUACUUGCAAGCCUACUCUGUUUGCCCACUUGUUUAAAGCCAUUUGCCCCAAGGCUUAUAGCUAUGCUUUUGAUGAUUCCUCAAGUCUAAAUAGAUGUAGGGCUUCUCGUUAUGUCAUUACAUUUUGCCCUCCUCAGUUGUUGUAGAGCUGUCAGGCUUCGAUGUCUUAUGGUUUAUUAGUUCAUUGCCAAGGUUUUGUUUUUCCUAGCUUAUGUAACUUGUAAUGGAAGAUCCUUCUAUCAAUGGAAGAGAAUUUCUCUUUUGUUUUACAAACUGUAAAGUUGUUACUUUUUCUGUUCGUAUGGGAAUUGAUUUUAGUAGUGGGUGGUAAGUAUUGACAGAUUUUGACCAGAUUUUGAAGCAUUUUCAAUUCAAGUUCAGAAGGAUCAAUGACAUAAUCUGUUCUCUUCAUCUUCUAUCGCUUUUCAGGUUGAGGAAAAGUUGGAAUAAAAUUGACAAUCAAAGGAAGCAAGUAAAAGAAAAAGAACCGGUAAUACUACAUCUCGGAGAAAAAAAGAAAACAAUUUAUCGUUGAAAAUAUUAAAAAUACAGAUAGCAACCUCCUGACUUCUGCCUUGAUCAUUUGAAACGUCAUAACAAAUUAAUAUAUGACCAAUAUCUAGCCGACGCUCUAGUCUGACAUUCUUUUCUAGUUCCACAGUAUCUGAGCUUUUCAUUCUCAAUCCAAUUAAUCACAAAAAUAGAACUCCAUCGCAUUGAAAUUGGUAAUAAAUAUCUCAAAGAUGGCAUAAAUCUACAUUACACCCUUGACUACAGAGGAGGGAGUUGUGAGGCUGCUACCUUUUUGGUGUUUUUGACAUGAACAGCCUUGGUUGUUGUGUAAGUUCAACCAUGACGGUCUUCUAGCCAGAGAGAAAGAGAGAGAAAGCAAAACCAUUGAACAGGUGUAGAAAUUAGUAAAUUUACAGCCUAAGUUAUGAAGUUGAAUCUUCAUUCGUAUUCGCUGCAGAACUGGAAGUAACAUCUCGAGCCUCAGGUGCAGGUGCAGGUGCAGG
Messenger RNA from Cucumis melo (muskmelon), 1826 nucleotides. Its product is annotated as thaumatin-like protein. Bases 213 to 956 code for a protein of 247 amino acids. The record is from RefSeq and is a predicted model, not a curated record. The transcript is spliced from 2 exons. Gene Ontology annotation, biological process: defense response. NCBI's taxonomy places the organism in Eukaryota, Viridiplantae, Streptophyta, Magnoliopsida, Cucurbitales, Cucurbitaceae. Gene Ontology annotation, cellular component: extracellular region.